This is a messenger RNA of Herpailurus yagouaroundi (jaguarundi), 3601 nucleotides long. It is a transcript of the gene HNF4G, whose product is annotated as hepatocyte nuclear factor 4 gamma. The coding region runs from base 713 to 1939 and encodes 408 amino acids. The record is from RefSeq and is a predicted model, not a curated record. Gene Ontology annotation, molecular function: zinc ion binding; RNA polymerase II cis-regulatory region sequence-specific DNA binding; DNA-binding transcription factor activity. The transcript has 11 exons. Gene Ontology annotation, biological process: regulation of DNA-templated transcription. Lineage: Eukaryota; Metazoa; Chordata; Mammalia; Carnivora; Felidae.
CCGCCCGCCGGUCACCCAGGGGCCUUGGGAACAGGGAAAUGCGCGCGCCGAGGCGGUGGCGGCCUCGCCGCUUUCAGUUUUCAUUGAGGCUGCUGGUUACUGUUUAACAUCCCCACCCACGUUUCAGUUUGUUUAGUAAAUCGAUCGUUCGGUGAGAGUCAGGCCGCUGCCUUGUCGCCAUUGAGCAAAACUAAUAUCCUUCAGCAUACGGUCAAAAGUCUUUGCUAGAGAUCAAGACAAACAAACAAACAAACAAACCACAAAAUCCUUAAGCCUCCUCUCCCAGCUCCCCCCCAGCCCCACCCCCACCUCCCACCUCCGCGCUUUCAGCCAACUUCCCAGGCUCGGAAAAGUGCGGCACGGGACGCCGCUGCUGGGGUGGGUGGGGGGAACGUGCCGCCGGGAGAUGCGGCGGCUGCGGCGCAGCUGACUGCGACGCGGGAGCUCCGGGAGCGCCUCCGCGCAGAAUUGUAAGCUGCAAUUGAGGAAGGAGAAGGGGAUCCAAGCCCUGAUGUCCCUUUUUUGAGUGAAGACCCUUCUUCUCAUGCUUUGGAACCUGCACUGAAUCCUGAAAACUUUUUGCAGUAGCAUUUGAAAACCACUGGCCUAGCCCAACCCCCUCAUUUUACAGAUGAAGAAACUGAACUUGAGAGAAGUUGAGUGACUGGCCCACCAUUGCAAAGCUGAGAGCUCUGCUCCAGAGACAACAAGUAUGAAUACCACAGACAAUGGUGUCAACUGUCUAUGUGCUAUAUGUGGGGACAGAGCGACAGGAAAGCAUUAUGGAGCAUCAAGCUGUGAUGGGUGCAAGGGCUUCUUCAGACGCAGCAUACGCAAGAGUCACGUUUAUUCCUGCAGGUUCAGUCGGCAAUGUGUUGUUGACAAGGACAAAAGGAAUCAAUGUAGAUAUUGUCGAUUAAGAAAGUGUUUUAGAGCAGGAAUGAAAAAAGAAGCUGUGCAAAAUGAACGUGAUCGAAUAAGCACCAGAAGGAGCACAUUUGAUGGCAGCAACAUCCCCUCCAUUAACACACUGGCACAGGCAGAAAUUCGGUCUCGCCAGAUCUCAAUCUCAAGCCCUGGAGCAAGCACUGACAUAAAUGUUAAGAAAAUUGCAAGUAUCAGUGAUGUCUGCGAAUCUAUGAAGCAGCAGCUCUUAGUCUUGGUGGAAUGGGCUAAAUAUAUCCCCGCCUUCUGUGAGUUACCGCUGGAUGACCAGGUGGCACUGUUGAGAGCUCACGCAGGGGAACAUUUACUGCUUGGAGCGACAAAGAGAUCCAUGGUGUAUAAAGAUAUUUUGCUUUUGGGAAACAACUACGUAAUUCACCGCAACAGCAGUGAAAUUGAGAUCAGCCGCGUGGCCAACCGGGUUCUAGACGAGUUGGUACGACCAUUUCAAGAAAUUCAGAUUGAUGACAAUGAAUAUGCUUGUUUGAAGGCAAUUGUAUUUUUUGAUCCAGAUGCAAAAGGGCUAAGCGACCCGGUAAAGAUUAAGAACAUGCGGUUCCAAGUGCAGCUCAGUUUGGAGGACUACAUCAAUGACAGGCAAUAUGACUCCCGGGGGAGGUUUGGAGAGCUGCUCUUGCUCCUGCCCACGCUGCAGAGCAUCACCUGGCAAAUGAUUGAGCAAAUACAGUUCGUUAAACUUUUUGGGAUGGUUAAAAUUGACAACUUACUUCAGGAAAUGUUACUAGGUGGUGCUUCCAGUGACGCCAGCCAUCUCCAUCAUCCGGUGCACCCACAUUUGUCUCAAGAUCCAUUAACCGGACAAACUAUACUUUUAGGUCCCAUGUCAACACUGGUUCAUACAGACCAGAUCUCAACUCCUGAGACCCCACUCCCUUCCCCACCACAAGGCUCUGGACAAGAACAGUACAAAAUAGCCGCAAACCAAGCUUCAGUGAUUUCACACCAGCCUCUCUCCAAACAAAAGCAAUUGUGAGAAUAUGUUUACUCCUGAAUGGCACUGCGUAAAUGUGAAAACUUGUUGGUCUUAAAAUAACUCAGGAUAGUACUUUUGGCAAACUCUUAGCCAAGGCUUCUUCAUGGUGCUGUUGUAAGAUGGUAUCCUCUUUUCUUGUUUAUAUGCUCAUUUUGUUUGUUGUUGCUAUUGUUUAAAACUUUCAGAUGCAAAUAAUGCAUAUCUGAGUUUCAAUAUGUUUGUAUAGUAUAUUUUUCCAACUUCCCUUGCACUGCUCUGGAACCAGUUGAAUCUUAUGUACUACUUUCAUUUGUUGUCUCGAUAUUAAUUUAAAUUUAUAAAUAAUUGCUUCAUUGUGAUGUGAUGCAGAACUGAGUGUUCUUUUGUGACUAAGAAUGGUAGGCAGAUCAGCAAUUCCAGAUCAGUGUAAAAUGAACCAUUUUUUUUUUUAUCAAUUUCAAACUUGCAAGUUAGAAAAAUAAAGCAGUUGCUAUAAAAUAGGAAAUAUUUAUUUGAAGAAUCACUUGUGGAUAUCCAGUGGCUAAGAAGCAUCUUUUUGGCCCACAGUUAAAUACACCUCUAUCUUAAGCUUAGAAAAUUAUAGUCAUGCCAAGGCUGACUGGCUAUUCCUUGUAAUCCUGCCUAUAUUUGAAGAUGUAUUUUAACGUAAAACAUGUUUGUUUUACCAAUCAAGAUACAGGAUAAAUGGUAAAAAAGGAAACCCUUAACACAGUGGCUCGACCAAGAGAAACCCUGCCUUCUCUCUCAUAAAACAAUCUGGUAGUCAUCCAUUGACUUGAAUUUUAGCAUAUGCCUGCCUCUAGUUCCCAGGGACCCUGCAAGAGCAGUCUUUAGGUGAUAAGCCUUGUGCCAACUAAAACGGCACCGCUCUGGGAGGCUGAUAUUGGGAGACAAAAUGGCCAUUGUCACACACACAGUGUCUCAAUCCUCACGGCAACCCCGUAAGAGAGGUAUUAUUGUCUUUCCCUUAUAAAUGAAGAAACCUAUUGCUUGGAGGGUUGAAGUACAUAACUGAAGUUUGUAAACCUGAAGAGCAGGACAGCCACCUUGACGCCCAGAUCUGCUUGAUUCUAAGGAGAAUAAAUCUGGUGUGGAAUGAAAAAUGUGAGCUUCUUACUAUGGUUUUUAAAUAUAUGCAGUUGAUGUGAUGACUGAAUCCAGCCCAUCUUGUUACCUGUAACACAUAUUUACAUGUAAUCAAUGAGUGUAAAUUUGUUGCAGCAUGAAUAAGAAACCACUGUUGUCGCUUUAAUGUCUUCCCCCCAAAACAAAAAACAAAAAAGACAAAAACACAAAACAAAACCUUAAAACAAAUUAAAGGAAAUAAAAGACAUACCAGAUAGGUUAUGAUGAAAACACAAAUGCAAAUCACUGGCUCAGCGGAUUUUCAAAAAUCCAGUGGACUGAGGAGUACAGUUCAUUGGAGCCCUAUUUGAUAUCAUCUAAAGCUGAAGUGUAUUUGAAAACAAUGCAUGAUGGGCCACCUCAAGAAAUAGUGAUCUCUCUCACUCUCUUUCUCUAUCACACACACACACACACACACACACGCACACAGAAGCAAGGAAAUAUUACUGAGUAAUUAUGAGCGAUACAAAAAAAUAGUGUCCCAACUUGUAAGAGACUAAAUUAACUGAUUUUUACAGAAUCUCUCAAAAUUUCUAA